UUCGCGUUGACGUCCCAUUGAAAUUGACGUCAAAAAAAAAAAAAACUAUUUAUACGCUUCCCAAAGAACACAAUGCUCUAGUGUUAUAUUUUAGUGCUCAUAGAAAACCUUAUUCCUUUCAGCGUGCAUCCGUCUCCUAUCGUGGAUCUUGUAAAGGCUGGUUUUGGUUAUAUUUUUUAGGAUCAAAAUCAAUACCGUAAAUGAUAAAAUAAAACCAGCCUUUACGAAUCACGUAAAGACAUAUGAAAAUGUAAAUAAUCAGCGCUUUAUUAUACAAAUUAAAACAUUGGAUACAGUAAUAGUGCAAAGGACUGUCGCUGCUUGAAAUGACCCAGCCGAGCUGAAACAAGCGCUAUGGUCGCUUCUAGCGAGAUCACGCCAACAUGGCCGACGAAGAAAAACUGCCGAUUCCCCCCACUUUUCUCGAGAAAGUGCUCUUCUACACGACAGCGACCUUCGUCCUCCUCGCCACCUUCAGCCUGUUCGCUUUCCUUUUCUUAGUCCCAUUCGUCAUAGAACCAGCUUUCACAACGAUAUUCAUGCAAUUCGAUCCAGUAGCAGCGCUAUGUGUCACCGCCCAAGUGAAACACUUAAUCGGCGCCAGUAACUGUUCCUGGGCUUCCUGUCGAGAGGGCUGUACAAAAGAUUUAUACGAAUGCACUCAGAUCAGAGUCAACUACAAGUUGGGUUACCCCCCUAACAUCACCGCCACGGAAUACGAGACACUCAUUAGAGCUGAACGGUCCUUGAGGAAGGACUACGAUUACGAAAAUUACGAAUCUCCAUUAGAAUCACCAGAUAUGGAUAUGGAGAACCAAGAAAUACCGGACGCCAUACCGACAGGUUUGCAAGGGAACGACUCCGAGUGGUAUUUCACUGGCGCCAGAUUGUUUCCAAACGUCAAAGGGUGUGGUUACCCGCCCAUACUUAAUUGCACCAUUUUCUACGGGAAGUACAAGCCACUCGGCACCAAUUACUCAUGCUAUUACAGCCGAGUAGACCCCGGCUUAGUCAUUACGGAGCUCGAUAUGUGGCAGAACACCCUUAAUUUGGUUUACGCGACGGCGAUACCGAUUCCAUCGUUCAUAAUUUCAGUGAUAUAUUUGACGUUUGCGUAUUUUAAGAUCUACAAUACGGAAGAGGAGUCCGAACAGGCACCGCUGCAGAGCGACGCCGAGGCGAUGGCGACUGGCGACGACGGGAAACCAACAACGCCAGGCUCUGAUACUUUUAGAGAAGAUCUCGCGUGCUUUGGGCAUCAAUUGAAGAUGCAACUCGCCAACGAGAAGUCUAAGGAAGGCUUCGAAUCAAAUAGCCCCCCUAUUUCCAAUUCUGCUUCGCUAUCUGGGACCAAGUCGUCUUUCGUGAACGCCUAAUGAAAAACUCACACUGAGAUGACAGGGCUCCUGAGGACUUGGCUACAGAGUGCAUCACGAAUUGAUAUGAACGACACAAAUGAACAUUUUUUUUAAUCUCGCUCGAAUCGUGGUAUCUGUAGCAUCGCUUAACAUGGUCGUGAUCAUGGGACACUUGGCCACGAAUUGGUCGAAGAAGAUUUUUACCAAGCGUUGUGAAGUUCAAUGACAUAUAUGUUUUUCGUGACAACAUAUAUUUAGAUGUUUAAUAUAUGAUACAUUGCUUUAAUGUUUCAAAGCUAAUUAAGGGCUUACUAUGUUUUCAUAUUGUAUUAUAUUCUUUAUCGCUUAGUACUUCUUUUAUAAUUGUUAUUUCUACUGAUUGAUGAAUGUAUAUAAAAAUAUCCUAUUUAAUUGAUAAUUUGUAAGUAUAUUAUUGUCUUAUAAUACCUUAAAAAAUUCUAAAAGAAAUUCGUCCAAUCUUAUUAUUGAGAUAUUGGAAUGCAAACGGUGAAUACAUAAAUAUUCGUGUUUUUGAAUUAAAUAAUGUAAAAUAUAUAAUCCCAUUGAUAAAGCAUUGCUCAAAAAGAUAUAUUUAAAAAUUUUUAAUACCACUGUUGUCACGAAAAUCUAAUUAUAUUAUAAUAAGAUAUUAAAAAAAAUAAAGAUUUUUAUCUCCUAUAAUAAAAACGUAAGAUUCUAAUACGCUCGCAGGCUGAUGUGUCAAAAUGCACGCGUCUUGAUAUAUAUUAUAUAUUUAUAUUUAUAUAAAAUAUCGCCGUAACGCCAGCCAGCUAUGUAAAUUAUAUAAUACAAUAUUAUUUAUAACAGAAAAAAAAAAAUCUAAAAUACUUAGAAUGAAAUUAUACAUGCAUAGAUAUUGACCGUCUAGACAAUGAAAAAAUAUUUACAUUAUUUUGAAAUAGUUUUCAUGAGUAGAACAAAAUUAUUUUCGCUAAUAAGAAAAACUGUUAAUUUAUAAAACAGCUUUAUUUUCAAACAUAAGCGUUAUCCAGAACGAAAGUCUAAAUAAAUAUUAACACACGUUACAAAUAGCAAAGAUAUAAUUUUACGGCAAAUAAAAAUACAUGACGACAAAAUAUUAUUUAGAAAAAAAUAACAAAUAAAUUCCAUUAUUAUUUAAAUAAUUUAUUAAUUUCAAAUUUUUAAUUUCAAUUAAAUAUUCAUAGUCAAAAUAGAAUAAGAAUACGUUCUUUUUUCGAAUUGCUUUUUUAAAUAUACAUGUGUAUUUUUAUUAAAUAAAAUUAGGAAAAAGCGUAUUUUUAAUUGAGGAUCGUGACAAUUACGUUCAACCAAUUAUCGUCCCUGCCGUACUGUAGACAGUAUCGAUUCUUCCGUCCCAAGCCUAAACUUUUUAAAAAUUCAUCGAUACACCAAGUCCAUAGUCAUUCGAGUCACCUCUUGCUGAAGACCAAAAUAGGAAAUUUUAUCGGUUUUCAAAUCGAGCUCGGUAACUAUUAAUAUCGUUAUGUUUUAUUCAAGUAUAAAUGAAAAUGUUUGAGAUCAAUAACCGCCUGACGUUCGAUGUCGCUUUAUGUAGCACAAGCAUUUUCGAAACGGCUUAACGUAUAUUAUUAGUAAUUCGUAAGGAGUCCGUGUAACAUUAAAAUAUAUAAUAAAAAUGAUGACUCGGUUUAUCUGUUCGUGUUUUAUACGGUGGUAUAGUUUGAAAUACCCGAAUGCUUAAGAACGCUUUUAUGGUUGUAAUCGAACGCUUCGGAGUAAAUAUUUCUGUAAAAAAAUAUGUAUAAUAAAAAGGCUUGUGAAUAUUGCAUAUUUUAUAGGUUAUAAAAGCGUUGCGAAAAUAUUAGUAUGAUUUUUAUUUCACGUUUAAGCUUUGCUACUAUGCUUUUAAGUAAUUUGUUCAUUUUAAAUGUUUUUUUUAAUAAUAUUCCUAUUUUAAUAAAUAAUAAAAUAGCUUAAUUUUAAGAAAAACUUUUAUUUAUUGAAUGUAAUUUUAGUAUACGUAACAAAAAAUUAAAUAUUGUUGAAGUAAUUUUAUUCAUUUUUUAAAUAUAAUACAGCUAUGAUUGUUUAAUUGAAAAAAAUCACAAAUGUUCUAAUAUACAUAAGAGUAAUAAAUGUAAGGAUAAAUAAAAAUCGCUUAGACUGUGGAAAAAUAAAAAAAAUGUUAGUUAGAUAAUGCCCACGCACAUUAAUGUAGCUAAAUUUAAAAUAAGGACAUUUUUGUCAUUUAGCUAACAAUCAUUAAAAUGUUAUAAGUACCAUUAUAGAAAAAAAAAAUUACAUUGAAGUUAAAUUGUUUUAUAUAAAUUCUCGAUGUUUAAUAUUUUACUACAUAAAAAGAA
Messenger RNA from Nymphalis io (European peacock), 3685 nucleotides. It is a transcript of the gene tipE, whose product is annotated as protein tipE. The transcript has 4 exons. Lineage: Eukaryota; Metazoa; Arthropoda; Insecta; Lepidoptera; Nymphalidae. Gene Ontology annotation, molecular function: sodium channel regulator activity. Bases 384 to 1376 code for a protein of 330 amino acids. The record is from RefSeq and is a predicted model, not a curated record. Gene Ontology annotation, biological process: regulation of sodium ion transport.